Molecule: messenger RNA, 2699 nt
Organism: Cloeon dipterum
Lineage: Eukaryota; Metazoa; Arthropoda; Insecta; Ephemeroptera; Baetidae
Gene: Marf
Product: Mitochondrial assembly regulatory factor
Exons: 14
Coding region: 223-2532 (769 amino acids)
Biological process (GO): mitochondrial fusion; mitochondrion localization
Cellular component (GO): mitochondrial outer membrane
Molecular function (GO): GTPase activity; GTP binding
Source: RefSeq, a predicted model, not a curated record
GUGGUAUCGCUGUCGUCCGGCUCGGCAGCAACGAGCAGCAGGCGCCCCUCCCCCUUUAGAGGCUCUCUCUGGUCAGCUGCUCGAGCUCGCCAAUAUUUUGGAUUUUUCGGCCGAUUCGCCCAAAUUUAUACCGCCUGGUGAGUUGCGCAGAGGCCUUGCCGUGUCCCUGAUGACCGCACCAACAUGCCGAAGAACCAUAAGUUAGCUGCAUGAAGUUGCUGCAUGGCCGCCUUCCUGAGUCGCACGCCGAUGGCCGCCCCCGCCGCUAACGGCCGGCCGCCCGUCGGCCUGCCCGCAGACAUGGUCCGUAAAGUGCGCGACAAUUCUCCGUUGCAGGUGUUCGUCAACGCCAAGCGCAAGAUCAACGACAUUUACGUCGAGAUCGAGGACUACGUCAAGGACUCCGUCGCGUACAUGAGAUCUGUGCAAAAUAAUGAGCAGCUGUUUGCAAACGAUGACUUCAAGAUUGUCGAGAGCCACAUCAACAAAGUUCGAGGAAUCCGUGAUGUGUUGCUCAGGGAUCACAUGAAGGUCGCCUUUUUCGGCAGGACAAGUAAUGGUAAAAGUACAGUAAUAAACGCCAUGUUGCGGGACAAAAUUCUGCCGAGCGGAAUAGGACACACGACCAACUGCUUUCUGCAGGUGGAAGGUUCUGAGACGGGCGAGGCCUACCUCGUUACUGAGGACUCCAGUGAGAAGCAAAAUGUUAAAUCUGUGGGGCAGCUGGGUCACGCGCUGUGCAAGGAGAAGCUGAAGGAGAGCCAGAUGGUGCGCAUCUUCUGGCCCAAGGAGAAAUGCUUGCUGCUACGCGACGACGUCGUGCUGGUCGACUCUCCUGGAAUAGACGUCACGCCCAACUUGGACGAGUGGAUUGACAAACACUGCCUCGACGCUGAUGUAUUUGUUUUGGUUGCCAACGCCGAGUCAACACUUAUGGUCACGGAGAAAAACUUUUUCCACAAAGUAUCGCAGCGUCUCUCCAAGCCGAAUAUUUUCAUCCUGAAUAACAGGUGGGACGCAGCAGCUUCUGAGCCUGAUUAUAUGGACGAGCAUCCCAUUGACACGUCCGAAGAGGUCAGAGGCCAGCACACAGAACGGACAAUCGACUUCCUUGUCUCGGAACUUAAAGUUUGCUCGAGCGACGAGGCAGCACAGCGCAUCUUCUUCGUCUCAGCCAAGGAGGCCCUGCAAGCCAGGCUCCAAGAGCAGAAUGGACACCCCGCGCACACUGGUGCGCUGGCGGAGGGUUUCCAGAAGCGAUACUUCGAGUUCCAGGACUUUGAGAAGAAGUUCGAGGAGUGCAUCUCGCAGUCGGCCGUGAAAACCAAAUUCGAGCAGCACUCGCAGCAGGGCCAGCUGGUGGUGAGCGAGGUGAAGCGAGUGAUGGACGCCAUCUACGAAAAGUGCCUCAAGACCAGGGCUGAAAAGCUGCUGAUGAAGAAGGAGGUGCAGGACCGGCUCAACUUCACAGAGAAAAACCUUAUGCUGCUCACCCAAGAGAUGAAGGACAAGAUUCACCAAAUGGUCGAGGACGUCGAACAACGUGUGUCGAAAGCGCUGAGCGAGGAGAUUCACCGACUGUCGACGCUAGUGGACGAGUUCAACCUGCCGUUCCACCCAGAGCCGCUGGUGCUGAACGUGUACAAAAAGGAGCUGCACGUGCACGUGGAGAACGGCCUGGGCAGCAACCUGCGGGCGCGGCUCUCGACGGCGCUGGCGCUCAACAUGGAGACGAGCCAACGCGAAAUGACGGACCGCAUGGCGGACCUGCUGCCCGCCGACAAGAAGCAGGUCUCGCUCACCAUCCUGCCGCGCCGCGAGCCCUUCGAGAUCCUCUACCGGCUCAACUGCGACAACCUGUGCGCCGACUUCCACGAGAACCUUGAAUUCCGGUUCUCGUGGGGAAUCACAUCGCUGAUUGCGAGGUUCAUGCGCGGCCGCAGCGCGGACGUCGCCGUCCUCAACAGGGUCGAAAGGAUUCCGCAUCCUCUGACGCCACUUGGGGACCCUGGUCACCAGGUUUCGCUGCAGAGAAGCGUUUCUAACGAGGACUGGUCCUUCCUGUCGAAAAUCGCCGUCGCCUCAAUUUCCUCUCAAGGCACUGUCGGCGGAAUGCUCGUCGCCGGAUUUAUGCUGAAAACGGUGGGUUGGCGGCUGAUCCUGGUGUCGGGCGCCAUCUACGGCUGUCUCUACAUGUACGAGCGACUCACGUGGACCAACAAGGCCAAGGAGCGCACUUUCAAGAAGCAGUACGUCAACCACGCGACCAACAAACUCAAGCUGAUCGUCGACCUCACCUCGGCCAACUGCAGCCACCAAGUCCAACAGGAGCUGUCGAGCACGUUCGCCCGGCUGUGCCACCUGGUGGACGAGAGCACGGAGGACAUGAGCGGCAGGGUGAAGGCGCUGGAGAAGGAAGUGAAGCUGCUGGAAGAGUCGGCCAACUCUGCCAAGGUUCUGCGCAACAAGGCCAACUACGUGGCUCGCGAGCUGAACCUCUUCGACGAGGCCUACCUCCGCCAGCAAGACUAAACUUAAGGAAAUUUUGCUUGUUGUCUAGUCUGCGCACGGAGGCACGGCCCGCCCCGGCCGACGGUAGAGCAUUUUUUCAACGACGCAGCUUGUUGCAUGGAUUUCCUUCCUCUUAGACUGUGUACCCGAUUUAACAUUACUCGAUAAUAAAUUACUGUUGCAGUUUA